This is a messenger RNA of Sphaerulina musiva SO2202, 668 nucleotides long. RefSeq names its product iron/copper transporter Atx1. The transcript is spliced from 2 exons. Gene Ontology annotation, biological process: copper ion transport. Gene Ontology annotation, cellular component: cytosol. Bases 22 to 273 code for a protein of 83 amino acids. NCBI's taxonomy places the organism in Eukaryota, Fungi, Ascomycota, Dothideomycetes, Mycosphaerellales, Mycosphaerellaceae. The record is from RefSeq and is a predicted model, not a curated record. Gene Ontology annotation, molecular function: metal ion binding; copper chaperone activity.
ACACACACACACACACACACCAUGGCCGAACACAAGUACAAGUUCAACGUCUCCAUGUCCUGCGGCGGCUGCUCUGGCGCAAUCGAACGAGUCCUCAAGAAGCUUGAUGGCGUGAAAGAGUUCAACGUCUCACUGGAAACCCAAACCGCCGAAAUCACCACCGACGAGUCCGUCAGCUAUGCAACCGUGCUCGAGAAGAUCAGCAAGACCGGCAAGAAGGUGAACUCGGGCGAGGCCGAUGGUGUGCCACAGUCGAUUGAGGUUACGGCAUAGGGUAGAAGUCAUGAAGUAUGGGAGGAAGCUGAGAACUAUAUUGCAAGUGGCACGAAGUGGUGCCAUUUGGCAACUAAAGGGAGGUCUGGAUCAUGGGCGAUACCUGUGUUCUCUCUGCGUGGUCCUAGCAGGGCUGCACCAUGCGAAAAUCGAAGAUACCCAGGGCUCGAUCGAGAAGAUUAGAAGGGCGAAUGUCAUGAUUGAUGUGUUUCAAAUGACUGUGUUCCUACUAUCUGUCCAUGAGCAAUUUUCCGAGACAAUGAUACGGUACGGUAGGCCACGAAAGUACGUUGAUUUGUCCCGUAUGCCUCAAGACUGGCAAACCCAGGCUAGAGGAAGUGCCACACCAGAGGUGUCUAUAGGACAGUCGAAUACAAUGGCAAAGCACAAUCGAU